Messenger RNA from Colletotrichum fioriniae, 1443 nucleotides. The record is from RefSeq and is a predicted model, not a curated record. NCBI's taxonomy places the organism in Eukaryota, Fungi, Ascomycota, Sordariomycetes, Glomerellales, Glomerellaceae.
AUGGGACUCAAGCACCUCCUGGCAAUGGGUCUGCCCAUCAUGCCAGCGGCCGCAGAGACCGUCCUCGGCAUCUACGUCUUCCAUCGUCACGGCGACCGCACAGCCAAGAAGACGCCCCCUGUCCGCUUCACCGACCUCGGCGCCUACGAGGUCUACACCUCCGGCCUGGAAUACGGCCGGCUCUACGUCCGCGAAAACGCCACCCACCAGAUCCGCAACAUGAGCACCGACGACGUCCUCCCAGAGCAGCUCUCCGUCACCUCCCCCACCGACGUCGUCCUGCAGUCCUCGGCCAACGCUUUCCUCCAGGGCUUCUACCCGCCCUCCGGCACCGUCGAGGCCCUCGCCAACGGAUCCAGCGUCGAGGCGCCCCUCGGCGGAUACCAGUACAUCCCCGUCAACGCCGUCGCCACGGCCUCCACCAGCACAAACGCCGAGAGCAGCGAGUGGCUCCAGGGCGGCAGCGGCUGCGGCAAGGCCGUCGUCAGCUCCAACAACUACUUCUCCUCGCCCGAGUACGCUGCCGUCGACGCCGAGUCCCGCGACUUCUACCAGAGCCUGCUGCCCGUCAUCAACGGCACGUUCGGCGCAAAGGCCGCCACCUUUGAGAACGCCUACUCCAUCUUCGACCUCAUCAACGUCGCCAGGAUCCACAACGACAGCAUCCCCUCCGACUCCCUUCUCACCAACGCCACCGUCCGCUCGCUGACCGACUACGCCAACAUCCACGAGUGGAACCUCGCCUACAACGAGAGCGACCCCAUUCGCGCCAUCGCCGGCAAGGUGUUAGCCGGCCAGGUCCUCCAGGCCCUCAACGCGACGCUCAAGGACGCCGCCAAGUCCUCCUCCGUCAAGGCCAACAUCCAGUUCGGCGCCUACGCCAGCUUCUCCUCCUUCUUCGGCCUCGCCCAACUGCAAAAGGUCUCGGCCGACUUCCAGACCGUCGUCGACUACGCCUCCUCCAUGGUCUUUGAGCUCGUCACCAAUGCCACCUCCGCCAGCCCCGCCGCCGACGACGUCGCCGUCCGCUUCCGCUUUGCCAACGGCUCCGCCGGCAUCAACAACCUCACCGUCUACCCGCUGUUUGGACAGUCCGAGACCGUCUUGCCGUGGAACACGUUCGUCACCCAGAUGCGCCAGUUCGCCAUCGAGGAUACCAAGACAUGGUGCACCGCCUGCGGCAACUCCACCGGCACCUGCGCCACGGCCCUCGGUCUGGACGGCAGCACCGAUGCCAACGGCUCCGGCUCGAGCGGUAGCAAGGGAGGCGUCUCAACCCCUGUGGCGGGCGUCAUUGGCGCGCUCGUGACGCUGGUCGUGAUCCUGGGUAUUCUCGGCCUCGUCAUGCUCAUCGGUGGCCUACGCUUGGUCAAGAAGUCCAAGAUCACCAAGGACGUCCCUGCCGCUUCUACUGCGGAGCAGACUGGUGGUGCCAAGCACUAA